AUGUCAACCUUGCAGCGCAAAAGAGGUCAUUUGAGGAUGCGCCUCACGAUGCUAAAAAACUUUUUAAUAAACACGCUGCCCACGCGGCUUCCCGAAGAUUAUGAAACAACACAAUCUAUCCCUCCGUUACUUCGGAUGGAAAUAGAAGGUCGCAUGCUCAAGGCAAAUAAUAUAAUUAACGAAUUUUAUGAAGCUCAGGAUGCCAUCGAAGAGGCGAGCGAGGGCAUGGACGAUGUAGAGGAAUUAAAAAACCGUGAAGAAUUCGAAAACGAAUUUUUCGCAGUUAUGGCUCACGCACAAGAAAUAUUAUCGCGCGGACAAGCUAGGGAAUCUGCAAAUCAAAAUAUUCAAUCACAACAUAACGUUACAGGUAUGAUUCCUCCAUUUCAGGCUUCCGUUGUCUCGCCUAAGCCUCUUGGCGUAAAACUGCCUACUAUUAAGUUGCCAAAAUUCAACGGUGAAUUUGAAUCGUGGUUGGGAUUCCGUGACACCUUCAAAUCUCUAAUACACGAUAAUCACGCAAUUGGAGACGUAGAGAAGUUUCAUUAUUUAAAGGCGUCGGUAGUGGGUGAAGCAGAGGAGGUUAUAGAGUCCAUCGAGCUUUCUGACACAAAUUACGCAAUCGCAUGGAAUGCGCUUCGAGAAAGGUAUGACAAUCAAAGGCAAUUAAUUCACAAUCACGUGAAAGCAUUGUACAAUAUACAGCCAAUCGCAAAGGAAUCAUCCGCAAAACUUUUAGCAAUCAUUGACGAAGUCACAAAGCAUUUACGUGCAUUAAAGAUUCUAAACGAGCCCACAGAGCAUUGGGAUUCUUUAGUAAUUUAUCAUAUUCACACGAAACUAGAUAGAAAUACUUCCAAUGAAUGGGAGAAACACAAAUUAGCCUUGAAAUCCAAUCCAUCGCUUACAGAUUUAAAUAGUUUUUUAAGAGAUCGUGCUCAGAUUGUAAAAAAUAUGGAAUCGCAAUCUAAAUCGGAUAGUAAAGAUAUCAAAAUUGCGAAAGUCGCGACGGCCAAGUCCAAAUCUUUUCGCUCUCAAAAAUCCGCAUGCGUAAUAUGUAAAGGAGAUCAUUACAUACAGAAUUGUAGCACAUUUCUAGAACUUACACCGUUAGAGAGAUCAAACAAGGCCAAAUUAACUAAGAUUUGUCUCAAUUGUUUAAGAAAGGGACACGCGACUAAAGAAUGUUCCUCGGGCUCCUGCAGAAAAUGCAACGCCAAACAUAAUACACUGCUGCACUUUGACAAAAAUGAAAAUAGCGGUUCGAGCAAAGUUGUUAAAUCUAUGUGUGCGUCAUCUCGUAAUAAUAUCAAUGUCAUCUUAGCUACAGCUAUAACAACGUCUAAAGGACCCCAGGGAUCAAUACAAAUAAGAGCAACACUUGAUUCUUGUUCCCAAUCGAGUUUCAUAUCAAAUCGCUUGUGUGACGAGCUGGGUCUAAAGAAAAUUCCAGCAAAUCAUUACUUAGAUACUUUAAAUUCACUUAAAAUUUCCAAAGCAUUUACCUUUAGCAGCCCCUCAUUUCAUAUACCUGGCAAGGUCGAUCUGCUGAUCGGAGGCGCGUGGUUUUGGAGACUAUUAUGCAUAGGGCAAAUUGAAAUCAAUAAACAAGGUUUAGUUUUACAAAAAACCAAAUUAGGUUGGAUAGUAGGCGGCCCAACCUUUUCUCAAGUUUCUAAGUCCAUAAAAUGCAAUCUUAGCAAUGUUAAAUCGUCUAGCAAUAUCGACAUGCAAUUAAAAAAAUUUUGGGAAUUGGAAUCAAUUGACGACAAGGUACAAACAAGCCAAGAAGAAAACAGUUGCGAACAACAUUUCAGUCAAACCCAUAAACGGGAUACGAACGGGCGUUUUAUAGUAUCAAUCCCAUUUAAAAUAGAUCCGAAACAACUCGGAGAAUCGCGAAGCGUCGCAGUACGGCGAUUAAUUUCAUUAGAGAAACGAUUUCUUAAAGACAAAUCCUUUAGGGUGAACUAUUGCGCAUUCAUGCGGGAAUAUGAAGCACUCGGUCACAUGACUAGUAUUCAGGAAACAUCGCAUGAUCACCCUACGUUUUACAUGCCGCACCACGGUGUGCUUCGGCCGACCAGUACGUCCAAGUUGCGGGUGGUAUUCAACGGUUCAUUAAAGUCAGACAGUAGAUUAUCGUUGAAUGACUGUCAAUACAUACUUGUUUCCUCUAGCGAUCGUCCAUUGCAGCGCAUACUUUGGCGAGCAGAUCCAAAAGAGGAGAUAAAGGUUUAUGAAUUAAACACGUUAACGUACGGUACAUCGUCGGCAUCUUACUUGGCCAUUCAGUCGCUAAUGCAAUUCGCAAAAGAGUGUGAACAAUCCCUACCUGACGUCGCCAGGAUCAUUCGUACCGAUUUUUAUGUAGAUGAUCUGUUGACUAGUUUCAAUGAUAUUGAGGAAGCAAAAGUAGUUAAUCGAAAUUUGCGUGACGUGUUAACGUCAGGCUGCCUACCAUUAGCAAAAUGGGCUUCCAACGAAUCUUCAAUCAUAUCAGAUGUCGUAGGUAAGGAAGAUAAGUUGUCCAUAAUACCGCUGGGUGAAAACAAUGCGCAUAAAACGCUAGGACUGAAUUGGCAGACAGAUAAAGAUCAUCUCACGUUCUCGAUAAACCUCUCUAAGCAGUUUAAAGUUACAAAACGAAGCAUCCUUUCGGAAACUUCACAAAUAUACGAUCCUCUAGGUGUGUUAGCUCCUUGCAAAAUUCUGGCAAAAAUUAUUCUACAAAAAUUAUGGUUAGCAAAAACCGAAUGGGAUGAGUCCCCUCCAACAGGCAUUCAUUCCCAAUGGCUUGAGUAUCGCGGUCAGUUAGCGUGCCUAAACGAUAUUACAAUUCCUAGACAUUCUAUUUGCAGUAAUCCUGUGAGAAUUCAAAUCCACAGAUUUUCUGAUGCAUCACAGGAUGCUUACGGAGGAUGUAUUUAUAUAAGAUCGCAAAAUGCAACGAGAUCAGUUCAUAUUUCACUGCUAUGCGCCAAAUCGAGAGUUGCUCCCUUAAAGACAGAAACAAUACCACGGCUCGAAUUAUGCGGAGCAUUAACUGUCGCACGUUUAGUUUCAAAGGUUAAAAGAUCCAUGACUUGCAAAAUCGAUCAAAUUUUCCUGUGGACAGAUUCCACCAUUGUGUUGAGUUGGAUUCAAGAACAACCACAUAUCCAACCAGUAUUUGUCGCUAAUCGAGUAUCUCAGAUACAACAGCUAGAUCUCGAUGCACAAUGGAGACACAUAUCAACGGAUCAGAACCCAGCGGAUUUAUUGUCUAGAGGCGUAGCUUCAACGAAGUUGAGGAACAUGGAAAUUUGGUGGCAAGGGCCCAAGUUCUUACAGAGUCACGAAUCCGAAUGGCCUUAUGACGAAUAUCAACCUUCCAAUCAAGUCGUCUCAGCACUACAUGCUAGCAUACAAACAAAUUCCCCGCAUUAUGUUGCAGAAAUUGUAUCUCGUUACUCCAAAUUAUCAACUCUGCUCAGAGUAGUUUCCUACUGCUUUAGGGUGCUGAAACGCAAUCGACGACAAAAUAUUCGUGUUAAUGGAGAGGAGGCUAACCAAACUCUAUUAAAGUUAAUAAGACUAACGCAAGAGAUGGACUUUUCCGUCGAAAUUAAAAGCAUUAAAUUAGGAACUCACGUAAAAAAAGGGAAAUUGGUAGCAUUAAAUCCUUACUUGGAUGAAAAUUCCAUAUUGCGCGUUGGAGGUCGUUGGAGGAACGCGGACUUUGAAAUCGACAAAAAAUUCCCAAUUCUCUUGAGCUCUAAGAAUCGAUUAACAUUGCUCAUCUUUGAGCAAGAGCACAUAAAUUUAUUGCAUGGAGGCUCGCAGCUUCUUUUAUCUCACACGCGGGGAAGAUUUUGGACUCUUGGCAGCAGGAACUUAGCAAGAAAAGUAGUUAGAAAUUGUAUUACAUGCUUUAAAUCAAAACCCAGAACAGCCAUGGCUCAGAUGGGUCCGCUGCCUCUUCCUCGAGCUUCGCCUUCCCCAACGUUUCACAAUACCGGUGUAGACUACGCUGGUCCAUUUCAUAUUAAGGAUAGAAAGGGUCGCGGAAGUCGGACAUCCAAAUGUUAUAUUUGCUUAUUUGUCUGUCUUUCUACAAAGGCGCUUCACUUAGAAAUAGUGUCAGACUUGUCCGCGGACUCAUUUUUGGCAGCUAUUAGGCGUUUUACAGCACGUCGAGGCAAACCUCAGCAUUUAUAUUCCGACAACGGAACCACUUUCGUUGGCGCGAAUAAGGAAUUAGAUGAGCUCGGGAAAUUCUUGCGCAAUGAGCUCGACAUCUUAAGCCUAAAGGCUGAUGAGAUGGGCGUGCAUUGGCAUUUCAUACCUGCAUAUUCACCUCACAUGGGCGGUAUUUGGGAAGCCGGCGUGCGUAGCACAAAGCAUCAUUUGCGGAGGGUCGCGAGCAAUGCGUCAUUAACGUUCGAAGAAAUGUACACUUUAGUAGCUCAAAUCGAGGCAAUUUUAAACUCCCGUCCAUUGACCCCUUUAUCAAACGAUUCCAACGACUACAUACCCCUUACACCAGCUCACUUCUUAAUCGGCUGA
Molecule: messenger RNA, 4548 nt
Organism: Trachymyrmex cornetzi
Lineage: Eukaryota; Metazoa; Arthropoda; Insecta; Hymenoptera; Formicidae
Exons: 3
Coding region: 1-4548 (1515 amino acids)
Biological process (GO): DNA integration
Molecular function (GO): nucleic acid binding
Source: RefSeq, a predicted model, not a curated record